Triplophysa dalaica is the source of this 1782-nucleotide messenger RNA. RefSeq names its product ankyrin repeat domain 1a (cardiac muscle) (gene ankrd1a). NCBI's taxonomy places the organism in Eukaryota, Metazoa, Chordata, Actinopteri, Cypriniformes, Nemacheilidae. Gene Ontology annotation, cellular component: nucleus; cytoplasm. The transcript is spliced from 8 exons. The record is from RefSeq and is a predicted model, not a curated record. Gene Ontology annotation, biological process: regulation of transcription by RNA polymerase II. Bases 218 to 1192 code for a protein of 324 amino acids. Gene Ontology annotation, molecular function: RNA polymerase II-specific DNA-binding transcription factor binding.
UAUCUGUCAGUGAUAUAAAGGAUCCAGCUGCACAGGCCUUUCCUUCUAUUUUAAACAACAAAUGUAUUAAUCAUUUAUUUUGAUACACAAAACAGCUGAACACUCCCUCUGCCCCACCCAGCCAAUCAGACGAAAUUAAACUACAUCUGCUUUAAACUACAUAGCUCUACUUUCUCUGGAGACUGUUUAAUUCUAGAAACGGUAUAUGUAAUAAUAAAUGUACAGUAAGUGUGACAGCUGUCAUGUCAUAUCACAGAUCACCGGGAAGAGAGGCGAGGGAAAGGAGGAAGGAUGUGCCUGUGCAGAGGUGUUUCUUGCAGGAGAAUAUGAGACCACCAUCAUUCAGGAGAAACAGGAUGGUCUUCCGAUACAAAAGGACCCAAAGGAAACCUCCCAGAAUGACAUCAAACAGUGCGAACAAAGUUUCAAACUCAACGUUGACCGGUCAGGGCAGUUAAAACUAGAGACUGUCGAGGACCUCUUUAACAUUCUGCAGCUGAGGAAGAGGAGGAAGGAGAGAAAGAUUCAAGUGCAAAAGAAACAGCCAGAACCAGAAAUCCUGCCGGAGACAGUUGACCAGAUCACGUUUCUGAAGGCUGUAACAGAAAAUAAAAUGCCUAUGGUUGAGAAAUAUCUCUCGGAUGGUGGGGAUCCCAAUGCCUGUGAUCAUUUUAAGCGCUCAGCUCUGCAUAAGGCCAGUGCACAGGGUCACAUAGACAUCAUGAAGAAACUCCUGGAUAGUGGAGCAUCCUGGGAACAAAAAGACAAGCUGGAUGCCACAGCUGUGCACUGGGCCUGUAGAGGUGGAAGCCUGCCUGCCCUGGAGUUUCUACUCAAUGAAGGAGCCAAAUUCACCUCUAGAGACAAGCUAUGUAGCACUCCCCUCCAUGUCGCAGUUCGGACGGGACAUUACGAGUGCGCUGAGCAUCUCAUUCACUGUGGAGCUGAUGUAAAUGCUAAAGACAGGGAUGGAGACACACCCAUGCAUGAUGCGGUGCGGAUAAAUAGAUUCAAAAUGAUAAAACUGCUGAUGAUGUAUGGAGCCAGUCUUAAUUCCGAAAACAAUGAUGGAAAGACACCUAUGGAGACACUGCAUUCAUGGCAGAAAGGAGUAAAAAACAUCCUGAAUAAUUUUAAUGAGGAGGCUGAACCAAAGUCAAACGACUCAACUUCCUUCCUACUAUUAAACUAGACUUUGUUCUUUCUUUCUUUCUUGUUUAACAGUCAAACUGAGCAGUGCUUUGCAAUAGUGAAAGAUAAUUGCAUCGAUGACUCUAAUUGCUGGCAAUAGAGCAUCAAGAUCCUUAAUAUUUUUUUCACCAAAAUAUUUUGAGAGAAUGGAAAUGUCAAGUAAGUGACAGUGGGUGUUUCUUUAUUUGUUUAUUCAGUCUAUGUAUUUAUUAGCUAUAUUUUGCAUUACCCUUAUGAUCUCAUUGACCACAUGUAUAAAAAAUGUUCAUGACAAGUUUGGAUCUAUUGAGACACUUCAUGGGCUGCUGCACUUGUAGACAGACUGGAGACAGAAAUGAUACAGAAUGUGAAUGCAGGUCUGAGAAUGUUUAGUUAUGUAAAGUUUUUGUGAUGGAUAUUAUUUUUGUACAUUAAUUGUUUUGUAAUUUUGGAGUCAACUGAGAAAGAAUAUGGAAAUGGGUAAAUGGGCAUCCCUUUCAAUAUGCACCAUGGUGAAAUGUGUUAAUGCAAAAUGUUAUUUCCCCUUUAAUUUAACUGUGAACCAUUUUAAUUUGCUGUAUUUAAAUAAAGUGUUUUGGUAUUUGUGCUUUA